Molecule: messenger RNA, 1706 nt
Organism: Sitophilus oryzae (rice weevil)
Lineage: Eukaryota; Metazoa; Arthropoda; Insecta; Coleoptera; Curculionidae
Product: pre-mRNA-splicing factor 38B
Exons: 8
Coding region: 166-1098 (310 amino acids)
Cellular component (GO): precatalytic spliceosome
Source: RefSeq, a predicted model, not a curated record
UUGCCAUUUUAUCAGCAUUUUAUAAUAAAUUAAUAGAAAAAUAUAUUUUUUAAUUUAUUUAUAUUAAAAGUACUUAAAUACCAACAUUUUCCCAAUUAAAAAAGUAUAUUAAUUGGGAUCUAAAUUAUUAUAGGAUCAGAGUGAUACAGUAAGAAUAAUAAAAUCAUGGACCCAAACAACAGUGGUGAUGAAGAUCCAACUGUAGCGAAAAAGCAAAGUAAUGUUUUACCUUUGUACGGCAACGAGAGGACCAUGAAUCUUAAUCCAUUAAUUCUAACGAAUAUUCAGAGUUCUCACUAUUUCAAAGUUAAUCUUUAUGAACUAAAAACUUAUCAUGAAGUGGUUGAUGAAAUUUAUUACAAAGUAAGUCACUUGGAGCCUUGGGAAAAAGGAUCUAGAAGAACUUCAGGUCAAACGGGUAUGUGCGGUGGAGUUCGUGGUGUAGGUGCUGGAGGAAUAGUUUCAACGGCAUAUUGUCUACUUUACAAACUCUUCACAUUAAAAUUAACCCGUAAACAGUUGAACGGUUUAAUUACACACUGUGACUCUCCUUAUAUAAGGUCACUAGGUUUUAUGUAUAUAAGAUACGUACUUCCCCCAAGUUGCUUAUUGGAAUGGUAUGAAGAUUACCUAGAGGAUGAAGAGGAAGUCGACGUGAAAGCUGGCGGAGGUCAGACAAUGACCAUCGGACAAAUGCUGAGACAGUGGUUGGUUAAAUUAGAGUGGUUUUCAACAUUGUUCCCCAGGAUUCCUGUACCAAUUCAACAAAAGAUCCAGAAAUAUCUCGAGUCUAAAUUUCCUCCACAAGCGGUGCAAGCGGCGCAACAAAGAGCUCGCGAGGAUCGCAGGUUCGAACGGGAACGGCCAGCACGGGAAGAUUUGCGACGCGAUUUCCUGCGGGACGACAGGGAUCGCAGGGAUGACAGAAGAGAAAGGGAGAGACAUAGAGAAGAUAACGACAGAAGGGAACGGAAGCACAGAGAUAGGAGCAGAAGUCCGAAUAAAAACAAGCACAAACAUCACGGUCGUGACAACGAACGCGAACGCAAUGACAAAUAUGGACGUGAGGAGAGGUACAGGGGAAGGGAUAGAUACUGAAGAAGGGCAAUAUUGCUAAGUAAAUUUACCGGAAGCGUGAUUUUUGAGUUGUGUUAGCUUCGGUCCUAGUAGAGAAACCAUACAUUUUAUAUCUGUCUGUUUUUUAUCAUUAUUUCUUAAUUAAAUACUUCAGAUCUCUAAAAUAAUUCGUGAGAUGUUAAUAUGAAAGAGUAGUUCAAAUGACCCGAUAUUUUAAAUUAUUAAAAUUGCUUCAGUUUGUUAAAAUUAAAGACUCACAACUUGAAUAAAGAUUCUUAGGAGUCCAUCCAUGUUGAAUGCCAAAAAAUAUCAAAUUUUAUUAUUUUAUCAUUAAUUUUCUCUUUUUUGUUAUGAUAAUGUAAGAAAAUGUAGUUCCAUUUGUAAAUCCCUAUUAAUCAGUCAGCUUAUUGUAUUUAUAAUACAUAUUAAGGGUAUAUUUUUCAUUUCAAGUGUUCCAUAGCCAGCGGGCGGUUUUGGUGUGUGCAAUAAUGAUUUUUGGUGUACAUUUUGUCUCUCAGAGGGAUAUUAUACAGGGUGUUCCAGGCUGAGCGUGCAUUAGAGGUUUCUAGAGAACUAAAAAAUCUAGAUCGAAGAUUUUUUGCACAUCAUUGUUUCACAAUGAGAUCUAU